AUGAAUUCUACAUACGUUUCAUCUGUCGGACUAAAUCCAAAUAACCAAGUCAGUUACAGACGACUUUAUGAGGUACCUGGUAACGAUAACUAUGGUCUCACGCCUAAACUGGACGAUGAAGUUCUAGCUCUUCCCUGGGAUCGCCGAUAUGGAGUUAUGUUUUUCUCACAAACUGCGCUUCUCUACGGUCCUUUCUCCGUCCUGUCAACAGAUGAGCAGUAUUUGCUCUCCCAGAUGCCGCGUUUCAUUCAAGAACGAGGGAAGAAGUGUCAGUACAGGAUAUACGAAACAUAUACUGGAGUAAAAAUAGCCAAAGGUGGACUUAGAGUUCGUCCAAGAGACCCUUCAACCGAUCGAGUCUACUACUUCCCCUCCCACUUCCCGAAUCAUAUCAUUCUCUCCGUUUUACAUUUUGAUGGUGACCGUUCGAGUACGUGUGCUGUUCUUGUCUAUAGAUUCAAAACGGCUGAUAUAGCUUCUCAGGCCUAUGCAAUGCUUACAGAGACGAACAUCGUCCCAACACUAGGACCGUCCUCAUCUCAGAUAAGACGAUCUUCUCUAAAUCGAAUGACAUUUAUGCGAAAACCCCCCAAUAAUUUUCCCACUGCACGAAACCGAUUGGGAGAUGCAGAAAUUCAGUCUACAUUGCAUCCACAACUCGAACAGUCGUGUGCUGAUUUAAAUGACCGCCAACAAAAGGUAUCCUCUCCCACUUUAUGUAAACGGACUGGAUCUAAAGAACGAAACAAAAGCCAUCACCAGGUUAAGUUGCAAAAAUCAAUGCAGAUGAAAUCCUCAAGUCAACGAUGUUUUUGUGGCGCUUGUGGGCAUGGUAUUGAAGACCAUCUCGCUAAUGGAAAAAAGGUCAGAAAUUCACCUCAAACAAAUACGGGGUCCUUUUUCAUUCUAAAUGGAAAAAACUAUCCAUUGAAAGUAUUUAGAGAGAAAAUAACCCAAGACGAUGAACCGUUGCUAGAAGUUCGAUUAAGUGGAAUGAAAUUUACAAAACAAAUGAACAGAAGUAGCAGUUCAUGUAGUGAUUCCGCAACUUCUUUGAGUUCUGAAUCUUAUGAAUCCGUUGUGGAGCUGGUCUUCGAUAAAAUAAGAAAUAAAACAAAAAUCGCAGAAAAUCUUCCUACUAAAAAGCCAGUUGGAAUCGACGUGGUUGGCAGAAGCUCCACGACAGUCACUCGCCUGAGUAGACAAGGUUAUUCAGACAGUGAAGAAGAUAUGCUUGACACGCUAGGAGAUAGUAAAAGAAAUGGACGUCUGACCACACCUUCACAGGUAAUUCCAGAUGGUACAACCGUUCAUGAUCUCUACGGAAGGCGCAGGUAUGAAGAAGAGGGCUCUGAUUCCACCUUGGGUGAGGCUUUAUAA
Messenger RNA from Rodentolepis nana, 1380 nucleotides. NCBI's taxonomy places the organism in Eukaryota, Metazoa, Platyhelminthes, Cestoda, Cyclophyllidea, Hymenolepididae. The record is from the annotation of a GenBank genome assembly.